Molecule: messenger RNA, 948 nt
Organism: Cannabis sativa
Lineage: Eukaryota; Viridiplantae; Streptophyta; Magnoliopsida; Rosales; Cannabaceae
Product: V-type proton ATPase subunit H-like
Exons: 6
Coding region: 79-948 (289 amino acids)
Biological process (GO): proton transmembrane transport
Cellular component (GO): vacuolar proton-transporting V-type ATPase, V1 domain
Molecular function (GO): proton-transporting ATPase activity, rotational mechanism
Source: RefSeq, a predicted model, not a curated record
UAGUCUCUCUAAAAUUUUGUUGUCAUUUUAUUUUUAAUUAAUGAGCUCUUAGCUUGUUCAUGAUUUUUAAGCAUAUAUAUGGGUGCAUGGGUAACAUUUCAGCUGCAGCAAAAGAAGCCUUUGCCUUCCAAUCUUAGUCGUAGCUCUCCAACUGCGAUAAGCUGUCUCGCAACCUUACUGAAGGAGCCUGUGGUUAAAGCAUUCUUUGUCCACUCUAAUGGAGUUAGGUUGCUCGUUCCUUUUAUAAACCCACCUUUCAUUCAACCGUCAAUUCAGCUUGUGUAUGAAACAUGCUUUUGUGUGUGGCUUUUAUCUUACUAUGAACCCGCCAUUCAGCACUUGGCUACCUCUAAAGCUCUUCCCCGACUCAUGGAUGUUGCGAAGAACUCCACAGCGGAAAAGGUUGUUAGAGUUGUCGUCAUGACUUUUGAAAACAUGCUCCCCAAAGGGAUAUUUGAUUCACAAAUGAUAGAACUUGAUUUAUCAGAACUUGUUCGGAGUUUAAAAUUACAAACAUGGAGUGAUGAGGAUCUAUUGGAUGCUUUAAAUCAAAUAGAUGAGAAUUUAAAUAAGAUAAAAGUAUUAAAAUCUUUUGAUAUUUACAAAAAAGAAGUUCUCAUUGGUCGUCUUGAUUGGUCUGCUAUUCGAAAAGAUUCUACAUUUUGGUCUAAUAAUAUUGCGCAAUUUGAAGAGAACAACUUUCAAAUUUUAAGAGUCCUGAUUACAAUUUUGGACACAUCGUGUGAUCCAAGAGCUUUGGCUGUUGCUUGCUUCGAUCUGUCACAGUUCAUCAAGCACCAUAUAGACGGUCGAUUCAUAGUGACGAAGCUCAACGCCAAGGAACGAGUGAUGAAGUUGUUGGACCACAAAAAUGACAAAGUUACCAAAAAUGCAUUAGUAUGCACUCAGAGGCUAUUACCAAAAAUGACAAAAAGUGUUCUUUAUUAG